This is a messenger RNA of Anarrhichthys ocellatus (wolf-eel), 3042 nucleotides long. Its product is annotated as protocadherin gamma-A11-like. The transcript has a single exon. Gene Ontology annotation, molecular function: calcium ion binding. Gene Ontology annotation, biological process: homophilic cell-cell adhesion. The record is from RefSeq and is a predicted model, not a curated record. The annotation marks the transcript as partial. Gene Ontology annotation, cellular component: plasma membrane. Lineage: Eukaryota; Metazoa; Chordata; Actinopteri; Perciformes; Anarhichadidae.
GACUGUAAGUUCGGCAUAGCCGGUAGUCAGAACGUGCUGAUUAUGGACCCCAGUUCUACAGGAACGAUGCAGCGGAUACAGAGUGAGAAAAGCAUCCUGGAUGAACCAGACUCUCCUCUGGAGGUGAGUUAAACAUUUUAGCUGCGUUUGUUUACCCCGAUGUCCUUUUAUUGUAUUUAGUUGCAUUAAUACAAACCGCUGCACGUAAUUCUGUCACUUUCAGCACCAUGGACAGCAUCUUUGUUGGCGUUUCAUUAUUUAAAUGCUGCUUUUUGGUUAAGUUGUCAUAAAUACAGCUUUGGAAAGCAUUGACUGACUGUCUUUCGUAACUAUACUGCCUUAAUGCGUUUUAGGCAAGAUAAUACUUCAUUAUUAAUGUUCAAAAGUCAUGUGUCUGCCAAACGUUUAUUGUCACAGUUCUGAUUGUGUUCUUUAUACGGUAUUUCCUCUUGGCAAGGAAGGAUGCUGUUAGUAUGGUUAUUGUGAGGCAUGAAGGCAAUAGGAAAGGUUGAAGGAUACAGUCUCAGUAAAUUGAUUGGAAUAUCAAUGCUGAACAAUGCAGAACCUGGAUGCCCCACAUUCUUUCGUUCCAGCAUAUUAAAGUGACUAGCCAUCUUUCUGCAUGUUUUCCUGAUGACGGCUGAUAAUGCUGUUUAACAUUUUCUAAUACAGGAUUGUUGGGCAUCAGUGUAUUUUAGUGGAGAGUCCUUAACUUCCGCAUCAGUCUUGAUAAAACUUGACAAACCGUUGAAUCAGGGACUCUUAUAUGGUUUUAGGGGUUUCCAUUAAAGAUAAUACAUUUAUUAAUUCCAUUUUCAAUAUUUUUUUCCUGUAUGACUGAGUGCGCUGUAGUCGAAUUAUUUCAGAAUCAGAUUUCAUGUCCAAAUAUGUUUUGACAAGUGCUUUGUGUUUUGAUUUCAAACAGAAUCUGACAUAAUACAUUAUGUUGAGCUGAAUGUGUUUUAAGUUACAAAUACUAUAUGUAAAGACAUUCCAGUGUGAUUUCCACAUUAGGUAGAGAUUUGUUCAGUUUGUGUGCUUCAGAGCUCAGCGGUAUGUCGUAUGUGAUGUUCAGCUUUUAGACUCUAAGGGACGCUGUUGGUCAGUGAAAUAUUUUCUAUGUUGUGUCGUCAUUCAAUCCAUUCUCCAACUGACUAUACAGUGAAGAAGGCUCUCUGUGUUCUGUCGAGGUUUAGGGCACAUACGAGAGAACAUGGUCUCACAGACUUGCAUGUAAAGGUUGAGUACGUGUUCAGUUGUUCCGGAUAUCAGAACCAGCUUCACCGUCAUAUCAAUCGGAUACAGAUUUUCUUUUUGUAAUUCUUUGUUGCCACGAUGGUAACUGGGGGACCUCUCACAUGCGCAAGAUGGCGAUUGUUUUAUGGAUUACGACGUCAAAUAGGACUGCUCAUGUUGCUGUUUCAUGCGGUUAACAUGGUAGGUGGUCAGAUUCGUUAUUCUAUACCAGAGGAGAUGAAGAAAGGCUCUGUGAUUGGUAAUGUAGCGCAAGAUCUUGGUUUGGAUCUGAAGAGAAUCCGUUCUGGGCGGGCCCGUAUCGUGACCGGAGAAAACAUUCACUACACCGAGCUGAAGACAGACAAAGGGAUUCUAGUCGUGAAUGACAGAAUAGACCGGGAGCAGCUUUGCGGAGACGAAACUCCGUGUAGCUUCAGCUUUGAGGUGAUUUUAGAAAACCCAAUGGAACUUCACAGAAUAACUGUUGAGGUUUUAGACAUAAAUGAUCACGCUCCCGUCUUCCCAAAUAAAGAUAAGCCUAUCAGCCUUGAAAUCGGUGAAUCAGCUGCAGUUGGAGUGCAGUUUCCACUGCAGAGUGCAGAGGAUCUAGAUGUGGGGCAAAACGCGUUGCAAGAUUAUGUUUUGUCGCCAAACGAAAAUUUUAUAUUGAAACAACAUGCAAAUCCAGAUGGAAGUAAAUAUGUUGAAAUGGUGCUCCAGAAGCCUUUAGACAGAGAGCGACAUCCUCAUCUGUCUUUAAAACUGAUCGCAGUUGACGGAGGAACACCACAGAGAUCAGGUACAGUAAAUAUAGACGUCACUGUGUUAGAUUCCAACGACAAUGUUCCGGUAUUUAACCAAUCGGUGUAUAAAGCAUCUGUGAUGGAAAACACAAUGAAAGGCACGAGUGUUAUUACUGUAAAUGCCACGGACGCCGACAGUGGCUUAAAUGGAGUCAUUACAUACAGUUUGUCUAAGACGAAAGGAAAUGCAGGGAAUGUAUUCAAUAUUGAUGAAAACACAGGCACAGUUUCUGUUUCUGGUCAGAUAGAUUAUGAAAAAGACAAAAAAUACGAGGUCAGAGUUGAGGCAAAGGAUCAGGGUGGCCUAACCGGGACGAGUAAAAUUACAAUAGAUGUUUUUGAUGUCAACGACAAUGCCCCAGUUAUAAACAUUAUGUCAUUUUCUAGCCCCGUAUCUGAGGAUGCCCCUCCUGGUACAACAAUUGCUAUAAUGAACAUAAAAGAUGCAGAUUCUGAGAGCAAUGGACAAAUAAAAUGUUCUAUAGAUGGCAAACUUCCAUUUAAGAUCGAAUCAUCGCUAACAAACUAUUACAAUUUAAUCACAGAUCAACAUUUUGAUAGAGAAUCCGUCUCAGAAUAUAAUAUAACAAUAACAGCCACUGAUUUGGGGUCUCCUCAACUUUCUAGCUCAACAAAGUUACAUCUUAAAAUAUCUGACGUAAACGACAACGCACCUUUAUUUAAUAAAAACAGCUAUUCUGCUUACAUCACAGAGAAUAAUUCCCCUGGAAUUUCCAUCUUUGCUGUAAGCGCGCGAGACUCUGAUUGGAAUCAAAACGCUAGAAUCUCGUAUCUUUUAGAGGACACACAAGUCGGCGGUAGUCCAGUCUCUACAUAUGUGUCUUUAAACUCUGAAACUGGAGUUCUUAGCGCGGUUCGUUCUUUUGAUUAUGAGCAAAUUAAACAACUUAAGCUAGUAGUCAAAGCGCAGGAUGGAGGCUCCCCUCCACUCAGUAGCAACGUGACUGUGAAAGUAAUGAUCCAGGACCAGAACGACAACCCU